CUCCGGGUAUUUGGGGCAUUACUACUAGUAACACUUAACCGCUCCAGGCUGCCAAUGCCGAGGCACUCCUCCAGGGCUCCUAUUCAUAACUAUUACUCCAAGACAUUCACUUCAUUCAAUAAACCACCACGUUCCAACUACAUUCACUCACAUUAUAUAUCAUUGUUAUACUUCACACCUACUAGGCACCAAUAACACGUAACCGUAACAAUUAACAAUGGCCAGUGACAAACCAGUCAAGAACGCCUCCGGGAAAUACGAUAAUGUCGAUUUUCGAAAGGCGACGGGCUACCAAUACCCUCCGAUAAAAUGCGCCUACAACCGCCGAGAUGUUCUACUAUUUGCGAAUGCAAUCGGUGUGCAAAAGGAUGAACUACAUUUCCUAUAUGAGCUGCAUCCUAAGUUUGCCGCCUUUCCCACCUUCCCGGUCAAUCUAGCCUUCAAGAGGACAGAUCAAGAUGUAUAUGACUUUAUUGCGCGAAACGUCACCGCCGAUGUCCCAGGUGUGCCCCCGUUUGACGCCCAGCGCUCGGUGGACGGUGAACGGGGGAUUGAGAUCCUGCGGGCGCUCCCUGCCAGCUCUGAGGGAAUGGAUUUGGAGAUCCGUAAUAAAGUGAUUGGCGUCUAUGACAAGGGCGGUGCUAUGAUCUUGGAGUCGGAGGGUGAGCUCGUAGACGCGAAGACCAACAUCGCCUACGUAAAGCUGUCCUCCUCCUCGUUUGGGAUCGGGCAGGGUGGAUACGGCGGCCCCAGAGGUCCUUCGAAGCCCAGCAUUACCAUCCCCAAGCGUACACCGGAUGCUGUACACACCUUCAAGACGACCCCCGAGCAGGCCUUGCUGUACAGGCUGUGCGGCGACUACAACCCCCUGCACGCGGACGAGGAGUUCGGCAAGCGCGCUGGCUUCAAGGGGUCGAUUUUGCAGGGGCUUGGCACCUGGAACAUCGCCGCGCAUGGGAUAUUGAAGGAGCUGGGCGAUUCGGACCCUGCGAGGUUCAAGUCUUACGGCGCGCGGUUCAAGAGCGUGGUGUAUCCCGGGGACGAGCUGGAGACGAGAAUGUGGGUGGUCAGGUCGGAGGAAGGGCACGAUCACGUCGUCUUUGAAACGAUCGUCAAGGGCGAUGGACGGGUCGCGCUGGCGAAUGGGUAUGCUACGCUAAAGCAGAAGGGGAGCAAGCUGUAAAUCGACGUAUAUAUAAAAUCAUGGCGCGCUAGAUCUAAUAUAACAGUAUAUCUAAAUAGCAAACA
Messenger RNA from Hypoxylon fragiforme, 1248 nucleotides. RefSeq names its product HotDog domain-containing protein. The record is from RefSeq and is a predicted model, not a curated record. NCBI's taxonomy places the organism in Eukaryota, Fungi, Ascomycota, Sordariomycetes, Xylariales, Hypoxylaceae. Gene Ontology annotation, cellular component: peroxisome. The transcript is spliced from 4 exons. The coding region runs from base 218 to 1183 and encodes 321 amino acids.